GUUUGUAGGAGGUGAGCUGAAUGCCUGCUACAACGCGGUGGACCGUCAUGUGGAGAGAGGGAGAGGACAGGUGGCCCUCAUACAUGACAGCCCUGUCACGCAACAAGUGCGCAAAAUGACAUACUCACAGCUUCAACAUCAGGUAUCACACCUGGCGGGAGCGUUGGCGAGUAUUGGUGUGGGCAAGGGUGACCGAGUCUUGAUCUAUAUGCCUUUGGUGCCUGAGGCGAUUGUUUCCAUGCUGGCCACAGUUCGUCUCGGAGCGGUACAUUCUGUCGUUUUUGGAGGGUUUGCAGCCAGAGAAUUGUGUACAAGGAUAAAUCAUGCUGAGCCGAAAGUUAUAAUUGCAGCAAGCUGCGGUGUGGAGCCAAAUAAAAUUGUCAAAUACAAGGAGAUUCUGAACGAAGCUAUCGAAAUGGCUACGAUGAAGCCGAAGAACUGCAUCAUUUUCCAACGUCGCAACGUUUAUGAGGCGGAAGUUACUCCGGGACGCGACAUCCUGUGGGAUGAUGCUAUUGCCAACUACGGCACCCAUGACUGUGUCCCAGUCGAAGCCAAUGAUCCGCUCUACAUUCUAUACACUUCUGGCACAACAGACCAACCAAAAGGCAUCCUGCGGCCAACCGGAGGACACAUAGCCACUCUGGCGUGGACGAUGUCGACGAUCUACGGCAUGAAAGAUGGUGAUGUGUGGUGGACUGCUUCGGACAUGGGUUGGGUGGUCGGGCACUCCUACAUCUGCUAUGGGCCGCUCUGUGCUGGUCUCACAUCCAUCAUGUACGAGGGAAAGCCAGAUCGUACCCCUGAUUGCGGACAGUAUUUCAGGUAAACAAGC
Molecule: messenger RNA, 835 nt
Organism: Nilaparvata lugens (brown planthopper)
Lineage: Eukaryota; Metazoa; Arthropoda; Insecta; Hemiptera; Delphacidae
Product: acyl-CoA synthetase short-chain family member 3, mitochondrial-like
Source: RefSeq, a predicted model, not a curated record